Molecule: messenger RNA, 1317 nt
Organism: Ascoidea rubescens DSM 1968
Lineage: Eukaryota; Fungi; Ascomycota; Saccharomycetes; Ascoideales; Ascoideaceae
Exons: 1
Coding region: 1-1317 (438 amino acids)
Source: RefSeq, a predicted model, not a curated record
AUGAGUAUGAUCAAUUUAGGCUCAAACAACAGCUUUACUAACAACAGUUUUGAUACCGCCGAAAAUGGCAAUGUUUUCAAUUCUCACAACUCUCAUAAUUCUUAUAAUUCUUAUAACUCUAACUCUAACUCUAAUUCUAAUUCUAAUUCUAAUUCUAAUAAUAAAAAUAAUCAUGGUCAUAAGAGACAAACCUCAAUGUGGGAAAGCAUUUCGAAACCUUUAAGCAUUUUCAAAAAUUUUGAUUCAAUGCUACAAGAUGAAUUUGAAAAAUAUUCACUGGGAAACUCCGAUAAAUUUACUGAAAAUAAUUUCAGCAGCUACCAUGAUGAUGCGAAUUAUAAAGAUAACAUAGAUAAUCCUAAAAAAAACACUCUUAACGGCUUUAGCAGUAUAAAUAAUAACCAUUUGAUUGAAAAUAACAAUAGCGAUGAUUUUGAUAACUUUUUUAGUGCUAAUAUGAAUAUGAAUAUGAAUAUGAAUAUGAAUAAUAACCAGAACGGUGUAAUCAAAGAAGCUCCAAACGAAAGCGAAAAUGAAAUCGAAGAAAAUGAUGAAAGUAAUGAAAGUAAUGAAAGUAAUGACUUUUUUAAUUUCGAAGAUACUAUUUCAGUGCCGGUUAAAAAAUCAGUCAAUCCCAAUAGAAAAUCAACAUUAUCAAGACAAAACUCUGUUUCUAAUCCAUUGAUGAUUAAAUCCAACUCCAUAAAUGGCAUUAAAAGCCCAGUAUCCUCUAUAAGAAGAAGCAACAGCUUGAGAACGAAUACAAAAUUUUCUAAAAAUAGUGGAAUAAGUAAUUCUAGCGAAGAUUUUUUUGGGAAGCAUACCAAUAACAACAAUAAUAAUAGAGCUCCAUCAUCAAAUUUCAGACACCUCAAGGGAUCCCCAAUCAAUUUAAAUAACCACAAAAUUGUGCACAAGUCCAAUGGGUUGAGUUCUGCUAACGGAUCACAACGCAAAGUAGUCAGCACCAGAAAGGAUAUCAGUAAUCCCAUAAAGGAAUUGGCAUCCCCCGAUUCAACUGAAGUGUUUCAAAAUGUAUCAUCAUCCUUCUGGACAAUUUAUUCAGAUGUCAAACAAGGUAUCUUGUCAACAAUAGAUGAGCCCGAAAAUAUUCAUAACAGCAAUCAUAGUGGUGACAACAAAAACCCCAACAGUAAUAACAGUCUCGACGAUGUGAACUUGAUUGAUCUUGAUGAUGAAAGCUCUCCUGUCAACUUGUUGGAUGAGUUUCAGAGAAAGCUGACGGGCGAAAUGGAGCUGAUAAGAAGCUUGCCCCGAAAAAGGGUCUCCAGUGAUAUCAGCAAGAAAUUUGAUUAG